Arvicola amphibius (Eurasian water vole) is the source of this 3288-nucleotide messenger RNA. It is a transcript of the gene Slc12a1, whose product is annotated as solute carrier family 12 member 1. Gene Ontology annotation, molecular function: sodium:potassium:chloride symporter activity. The transcript has 26 exons. Gene Ontology annotation, biological process: sodium ion transmembrane transport; potassium ion import across plasma membrane; chloride transmembrane transport. The coding region runs from base 1 to 3288 and encodes 1095 amino acids. Gene Ontology annotation, cellular component: membrane. NCBI's taxonomy places the organism in Eukaryota, Metazoa, Chordata, Mammalia, Rodentia, Cricetidae. The record is from RefSeq and is a predicted model, not a curated record.
AUGUCAGUGAACACCCCUUCCAGCUCAGUGCCCAGUGGUGCCAGCCGUUUUCAAGUCCAUGUCGUAAACGAGGGCCGUGGCAGCUGCGCCGCCAUGAGCGACAGCACGGACCCUCCACAUUACGAAGAGACCUCGUUUGGAGACGAAGCCCAAAACAGACUGAGAAUCAGCUUUCGGCCUGGGAAUCAGGAGUGCUACGACAAUUUCAUCCAAAAUGGAGACGCUGCUAAAACAGACACCACCUUUCACGCCUACGACUCUCACACAAACACCUACUACCUACAAACCUUUGGCCACAACACCGUGGACGCCGUCCCGAAGAUUGAGUACUACCGCAACACGGGCAGCGUGAGCGGGCCCAAGGUCAAUCGGCCCAGCCUUCUGGAGAUCCACGAGCAGCUGGCCAAGAAUGUGGCCGUGGCCCCUGGCUCAGCCGACAGGGUUGCUAAUGGUGAUGGAAUGCCUGGAGAUGAACAAGCAGAAAACAAGGAAGAAGACACAGCCGGGGUUGUGAAGUUUGGAUGGGUGAAAGGCGUGCUGGUGAGAUGCAUGCUGAACAUCUGGGGAGUCAUGCUCUUCAUUCGCCUCUCCUGGAUUGUCGGAGAAGCCGGAAUUGGUCUGGGAGUCAUCAUCAUCGCCCUGAGCGUAGUAGUGACGACACUCACAGGUAUUUCUAUGUCCGCUAUUUGCACAAACGGAGUAGUUCGAGGAGGAGGAGCCUACUACCUGAUUUCCCGGAGCUUAGGGCCCGAGUUCGGUGGGUCUAUAGGCUUGAUCUUUGCUUUCGCCAACGCAGUGGCUGUCGCCAUGUAUGUGGUGGGGUUCGCAGAGACUGUGGUAGAUCUCCUUAAGGAGAGUGACUCAAUGAUGGUGGAUCCAACCAAUGACAUCCGGAUAAUUGGCUCCAUCACCGUGGUGAUUCUCCUAGGAAUCUCAGUAGCUGGGAUGGAGUGGGAAGCGAAGGCCCAGGUGAUUCUCCUGGUUAUUCUUCUCAUUGCCAUUGCAAACUUCUUCAUUGGAACUGUCAUUCCAUCCAACAACGAGAAGAAGUCUAGAGGCUUCUUCAACUACCAAGCGGCCAUAUUUGCAGAAAACUUUGGGCCAAGCUUCACAAAGGGUGAAGGCUUCUUCUCCGUCUUUGCCAUCUUUUUCCCCGCUGCCACUGGGAUCCUUGCUGGUGCCAACAUCUCUGGAGACCUGGAGGAUCCCCAGGAUGCCAUCCCCAGAGGAACCAUGCUGGCCAUUUUCAUCACCACUGUUGCCUACAUAGGUGUUGCUAUCUGUGUAGCGGCAUGUGUGGUCAGAGAUGCCACUGGAAGCAUAAAUGACACCAUCGUUUCUGGGAUGAACUGCAACGGGUCCGCAGCCUGCCAACUGGGCUACGACUUCUCAAGAUGUCAGCAUGAACCUUGUCAGUACGGGCUGAUGAACAAUUUCCAGGUCAUGAGCAUGGUGUCAGGGUUCGGUCCCCUCAUCACCGCGGGGAUCUUUUCCGCAACACUCUCCUCGGCUCUGGCCUCCCUCGUCAGUGCGCCCAAAGUCUUCCAGGCCCUGUGCAAGGACAACAUCUUCAAAGGACUGCAGUUCUUCGCAAAGGGCUAUGGGAAAAACAACGAGCCCCUGAGAGGAUACCUCCUCACGUUUGUGAUCGCCAUGGCAUUCAUUCUCAUCGCCGAGCUGAACGUCAUCGCGCCCAUCAUCUCCAACUUCUUCCUGGCCUCGUAUGCACUUAUUAAUUUCUCCUGCUUCCAUGCCUCAUACGCCAAAUCACCAGGAUGGAGGCCAGCAUAUGGGAUUUACAACAUGUGGGUAUCUCUAUUUGGAGCAAUUUUGUGCUGUGCAGUCAUGUUCGUCAUCAACUGGUGGGCAGCUGUCAUCACCUAUGUCAUUGAGUUAUCCCUCUAUAUCUAUGUGACUUAUAAGAAGCCAGAUGUGAACUGGGGCUCCUCCACACAGGCGCUUUCCUAUGUGAGCGCUUUAGACAAUGCUCUGGAAUUAACCACAGUGGAAGACCAUGUGAAAAAUUUCAGACCCCAGUGCAUUGUCUUAACAGGGGGACCCAUGGCAAGACCCGCUCUCUUGGAUAUAACCCAUGCUUUUACGAAGAACAGCGGCCUCUGCAUCUGCUGUGAAGUCUUUGUGGGCCCUCGCAAGCUGUGUGUCAAGGAGAUGAACAGCGGCAUGGCUAAAAAACAGGCCUGGCUUAUAAAGAACAAAAUCAAGGCGUUUUAUGCGGCAGUGGCAGCAGACUAUUUCAGAGACGGUGUCCGGAGUCUCCUUCAGGCCUCAGGCUUGGGGAGAAUGAAGCCAAACACUCUCGUGAUUGGAUAUAAAAAGAACUGGAGGAAAGCUCCCUUGUCAGAGAUUGAGAACUACGUGGGAAUCCUACACGACGCCUUUGACUUUGAGAUCGGUGUGGUCAUCGUCAGAAUCAGUCAAGGGUUUGACAUCUCUCCAGUUCUCCAGGUCCAAGAUGAACUGGAAAAACUGGAACAGGAGCGGCUGGCUCUGGAGGCCGCAAUCAAAGACAAUGAGAGUGAGGAGAGGAAGGGCGGCAUCCGGGGCUUGUUUAAGAAAGCUGGCAAGCUGAGCAUUACCAAGCCAGCUCCGAAGAAAGACAACAACAUCAACACCAUCCAGUCGAUGCAUGUCGGGGAGUUCAACCAGAAACUGGUGGAAGCCAGUGCUCAGUUUAAAAAGAAACAAGGAAAAGGCACGAUUGAUGUGUGGUGGUUGUUCGAUGAUGGAGGGUUAACACUUCUUAUUCCAUAUAUCUUGACUCUCAGAAAAAAAUGGAAAGACUGUAAGCUAAGAAUCUACGUUGGAGGAAAGAUCAACCGUAUUGAAGAGGAAAAGAUUUCAAUGGCUUCUCUCCUCAGCAAAUUUAGGAUAAAAUUUGCAGACAUCCAUAUAAUUGGAGACAUCAACAUCAAGCCAAACAAAGAGAGCUGGAAAGUCUUUGAGGAGAUGAUUGAACCUUAUCGACUCCAUGAAAGCCACAAAGAUUUGACCACUGCUGAGAAAUUAAAAAGAGAGAGCCCGUGGAAAAUUACAGACGCAGAACUGGAAGCAGUCAAGGAAAAGAGUUACCGCCAAGUCCGGCUGAAUGAGCUCUUACAGGAACAUUCGAGAGCCGCCAACCUGAUCGUGCUGAGCCUUCCAGUGGCGAGAAAAGGAUCUAUAUCGGAUUUGCUGUACAUGGCAUGGUUGGAAAUUCUGACCAAGAACCUGCCUCCUGUGUUACUGGUUAGAGGAAAUCACAAAAAUGUCCUGACAUUUUACUCCUAA